UCAACAAAAAUUAAACACAUCUGGAAUGAAAUGGAGCCUUCAGAAUUGGCCGCAAGCAAUAAAUAUCCAACUGGCUGCCAGUGCUUAGACAAUCCACCGCCAGAUCCCCACAACCAUAUUAUAUGGAAUAAUAUAACAAUGGAAAUCUGUCGGGUUUGCCUGGGAACGUCAGAAAACAUGGUCAAUAUAUUUAAUGGAAUGACGGGAGGAAGCGUUUCCAUUGCGGAAAUGAUUUCUGAUUGUACUGGCUUUGACGUUUCUAUAGGAGAUUCGCUCCCCGACACCAUUUGCAGCGAUUGCUUUAAAGAUGCACAAAAUGCAUUUGAGAUAAAGCAACGUUACGAGAAGAGCCACCGGAUCUUCUGUCAGUUGAAAAAUGGAAUAUCUGGAAAUAAGUGUACUAGUUUCGGCAAGGGUACGAUAGCUGUAAAGGUGGAUAAAGGAGAAAGUGUGUAUACAAAUGAAGAUAACGUCGAAGUAAUGAAAGAGCAGUUCUGCAAUCAAGUCAAAAACGAGCCAAUUGAAGAAGACAUAUUCACGGAAGAUCAUCUCAGUAUUAUUGAUUUUGAAGUUAAUCACUCAAACUUCCUAAUAAAAUGUGAAGAAUUCAACAAAAAAUCUGAUGACCAAGGCAAUGCGGAGAAUGCCCGUAAAGCAUUUUCUUACAAGUGUUCCCACUGUCAAAAGGCCUUUUCAAAAAACAAAUCCCUUCAACUACACAUUCGGACCCAUACAAAAGAACGAUCAUUCAAAUGUUCCCAGUGCGAGAAGUCCUUUUCGCACAAUAGAACACUUCAGCUACACGUCCACCGCAGCCACACAGGAGAACGUCCUUUUAAGUGUUCCUAUUGCCAGGAGUCAUUUUUUCGAGAGGGACCUCUCCAGAAGCACAUCAAUACUCACAUAGAACGACCGUUCAAGUGUUCCCACUGUCAAAAGACUUUUUCCCAAAAGAGAACCCUUCAACUACACGCCCGCACCCACACAGGAGAACGACCUUACAAGUGUUCCCACUUCCAGGAGUCAUUUUCUCGAAAAGAACCUCUCCAGGAACACAUUCAUACUCACACAGAACGACCGUUCAAGUGUUCCCACUGUCAAAAGACUUUUUCCCAAAAGAGAACUCUUGAUCAGCACAUCCGGACCCAUACAAGAGAAAGACCUUACAAGUGUUCUCACUGCAAGGAGUCAUUUUUUCGAAAAGGAACUCUACAGGAGCAUAUUCUGACACACACAGGGGAGCGACCGUUCAAGUGUUCCCAUUGCCAGAAGGCUUUUUCACAUAGCAGAACUCUACAACUGCACAUCCGUAUACACACAGGAGAACGACCUUACAAGUGUUCCCACUGCCCGGAUAGGUUUGCACGAAAAGAAAGUCUUCAGCGACACAUUCGGAGCCAUACAGGAGAACGCCCUUACAAGUGUAGCCACUGCCAGAAGUCUUUCACACGAAAUCAGAAUCUUAAUAUACAUAUGGUCACCCACACUGGGGAACGGGCGUAACAUAAACUAUAAACUAUGUGCAAAUACUUUUUGCAGAUAUAAAUUAGAGAGUAAACGUCGGCUUAUUUACUAGACGUAAUUAUUAUAAUACAAAAAAACUACAAAAGAAAACAUAAAUUUAAAUUUGUACAUUUAUGUAUAUACAUUCCCUAAUGGCGAUCCCUAGAUAAUCUAUUCAGAUAGCCUCUCUGGAUGGUCUUUAUGUAGUCUAUCCAGGUGUGAUCACAAUAUCGAGUGCAAGUUAGUGAAUGGUUAGAGAAGGAUCUUAGAAAAUUUCGUUAAUAAUCGAUACUUUUCGGUAUUUCUGUCCUGUUAGAUAAUAAAAAUAAAAUAAUAAAUAUAAAUAAGAUUAAAAUGACCAGCACCUAUUUACUACAAAUUAUUAUAUUAAUAUUUCAGAAGAGCUUGGAAUUCAUAAUUUUAUACCUUGUAUUAUUGGUCGUCAUUAA
Messenger RNA from Drosophila kikkawai, 1952 nucleotides. RefSeq names its product zinc finger protein Paris-like. Gene Ontology annotation, molecular function: RNA polymerase II cis-regulatory region sequence-specific DNA binding; zinc ion binding; DNA-binding transcription repressor activity, RNA polymerase II-specific. Gene Ontology annotation, cellular component: nucleoplasm; nucleus. The record is from RefSeq and is a predicted model, not a curated record. Gene Ontology annotation, biological process: regulation of transcription by RNA polymerase II. NCBI's taxonomy places the organism in Eukaryota, Metazoa, Arthropoda, Insecta, Diptera, Drosophilidae.